Capsaspora owczarzaki ATCC 30864 is the source of this 1790-nucleotide messenger RNA. RefSeq lists its product as hypothetical. The transcript is spliced from 3 exons. Gene Ontology annotation, biological process: double-strand break repair. Lineage: Eukaryota; Filasterea; Ministeriida; Capsasporidae. Bases 12 to 1628 code for a protein of 538 amino acids. The record is from RefSeq and is a predicted model, not a curated record. Gene Ontology annotation, cellular component: nucleus; site of double-strand break. Gene Ontology annotation, molecular function: protein binding; DNA-(apurinic or apyrimidinic site) endonuclease activity; 3'-5' exonuclease activity.
AUUGCAGCAACAUGUCGAUUCUGGCUCGGCUGGUCCCGCUCUUGAUGCCUGCCGCCUCGCGCCCGGAUCCCGCCAGCAAGGUUGUGGAUCUGGAACGCGGCGAGACUGUGCUUGGCCGAGGACCCCUGACGAACCUCGAAGAUCGCCGACUGAGUCGCAAUCACGCCAAGAUCCAGAUCGACCAUGACGGCGCAGCGCACAUCAUGUCGACGCACAAAACGCUGUGCAGCGUGCGUCGUGCAGAUGCCGCGGGCGGAGAUGGCUCGGACGAGCAGUUGCCACUCCACACUUGGGUUUCGCUCAAGCACGGCGAUGUGCUCUUCCUGAUGCCCAACGCCUUUCCAUUCCGCGUGGUCAAUCUGGUGAAAGAGCAGGCCGCUGCUGCCGUCGUCAAGGACGAUGACGGCACGGAUGUCGAGGACGAGGACGACCUGGACGAUCGUGUGCCCGCCAAAUCGACGAACGCUGGCUUGAACAAGCAGCAGCCGGCUCUGGCCGUUCAGCAGUUAGAUGAUGAUGAGGACGACAAUGCAGUUGCGGCUGCUGUCGCUCGCACAAGCUCAAAGCACAAAGCUGCAGCCUCUCCGCCUCCCCAGGAAUUGGAGGAUUUGGACGAUGACAUUCCCGCAAAGCCGAAGGUUUCUCGCUCGCUGCCAUGGGCCGUCGGCAGUGCGGCUGCCAAACCCAAAGCCAAGCCGCGCGCAAAGGCAAGCCUCAAGUCCAUCACCGACCCAGAAGAUGAUGAUGCUGACCAGGACGUUGUCGAGGAGGCUCCACGAAAGUCCAAAAACAAGUUUGUUGUGGAUGACGAUGAUGAUGAUGAGGAAGAGGACCAACCUCCUGCCAGGCCUGUGGCCAAGGCUGCGUCCAGGGCUCCAUCCAAGCCAGCAGCCAACAGCAGCAGCUCGUCUGCCUCGACAAAGUCCGGUUCAACACGAGCAGUUGUCAAUGACGACGAUGGGUUUGACGACGAUGUCGAAGCGGCUCGGGCCGCAGCCGCUCGGAAACCAGCACCAGCGGCCCCCGUCGCUGCCCCAGCUCCUCGAGCGCGCCGUGCUUAUGAUGUGGAAGACGAGGAGGAGGAGGAGGAGCAAGCAGAGACAAGCCGCUCACGCAGCAAACCUGCAGCAACGUCUUCCAAACAAGUUUGCUCCUACGGCAAAGGGUGCUAUCGAAAGAAUGCCGCGCACCUCCAGAAUUAUUCUCACGGCUCCGAUGACGACGAGGAAGCGACAGCUGCCAGCAGCAACAGCCGCAAGAAGCGACGAGCCGACGAGUCGUCGGACGAGGAAGCGCCACCUCAGAAAGCCUCGCGGCAUGCUUCGGCACCCCGUCAGUCUGCCCCUGCAUCUCGCACCACUGACACGGACGAGGACGAGCCUCCGCCAACCAAGAAGCCAAGAAUGGCCGUGCACGAAAGCGACGAGGACGAAUUCCCACCCAGCGUGCCCAGCACAGCGGGAUCAUCGACCCGGGGAGCACCGGCCUCCUCGAAGGCCGUGUCCACUUCCGACAAUUCCGACGCUGACGGCGAGGCGGACGACAGGCCACCGUGCAAGUACGGCGCCAAGUGCUACCAGAAAAACAAGGCGCAUCUGGCCCAGUAUUCGCAUCCUUCCAAAUCCUGAGCUGCACACCGAGGUGUUUUUCUUGAUUUUUGAUUGAAUGCUUGUUCGAUGGAUGGAUGUGUGCAGUGUGCGGGGGUGGUGUUGAGGUUGAAUGAUUGAUUGGGGCCAUUUUGCCCAAAAAGAGUUGUUGGAAAUGUCCACAAUGCAAUUGAUAGCGCGUUG